Molecule: messenger RNA, 4069 nt
Organism: Bombyx mandarina (wild silkworm)
Lineage: Eukaryota; Metazoa; Arthropoda; Insecta; Lepidoptera; Bombycidae
Gene: Usp7
Product: Ubiquitin-specific protease 7
Biological process (GO): protein deubiquitination; regulation of protein stability
Cellular component (GO): cytosol; nucleus
Molecular function (GO): cysteine-type deubiquitinase activity; protein binding
Source: RefSeq, a predicted model, not a curated record
GUGAAAGAAUGAUAAAAUGGUGCAUUCGUCGAUCAAACCGGGCCAUACAUCCGAAGUCAGAAAUUAAAUUAACAUCCACCAUUUUGUUUAUUUUCGCGUUUAUACGACUGUACCCGGCUAAAUUAUAAUAUAUUCGCCUGCCACCAUCCUUCGUAGUGACAAAGCGAUUCUGGCAAUGAUUGUAGGAUUAGGAAUGUGCUAUUAGCGUACUCAUUCGUUGUCGGCCCUUGUAUUGAAAUUUGCAGACAUCGGCCGCGCCGCUAGUAAACAUUCUUUGAAAAUUAAUUCCCAACCUUCGAAGAAAAACAAAAUCCCUAACGCCCAGGGUAAUCGCGUCGAUGAGAAAGGUUCGUUGAAAUUCGUUCAACGAAUUUUCGGCAAGUGUAAAGGGAGUAAUCCCUUGGCUUUAAAGGAAAUAUCGAAGAGCUUUGGGCGAAAGUCCCCCGUGGCGCGCCCGGCUAACAUGAAUCACACGCCUGCACCUGACAGGCAGCAGCACGACUCCAAUGUUAACCAGGUCGUGGAGAUGGAGACUCAGGACGUUGAAACAAUUACCACUGAAAAAACCUGGAAUGAAGAAAUGAUGAAGGGUCCCAAUGGUGAGGUUGUCAUGGCUGAUGUUAUGAAGACACAGGAGACUGCUUCAGCUGAGAUGCCUCUCGCUUGCCUCGACGCUGAAAUGGAAGAUGACGAAGCGCGUUCAGAGGCAACGUUCCGAUUCACGGUCCACAACUUUAAGAAUUUGAAAGACUCGAUGCUGUCGCCGCCGUGCUACGUGCGCAAUUUGCCGUGGAAGAUAAUGGUUAUGCCGCGGCAAGCACCCUCGCCUGAUCGGCAACAGCAAAAGUCUCUGGGCUUCUUCCUACAGUGCAAUGGGGAAAGUGAAUCAUCCAGCUGGUCUUGUUAUGCGAUGGCGGAACUGAGACUCAUAUCCCACAAGCCGGACACCGAACCUUUCCUAAGGAAAAUUCAACAUUUGUUUUAUAGCAAAGAAAACGACUGGGGCUUUUCUCACUUCAUGACGUGGAACGACGUGUUAGACCCCGAGAAGGGCUACAUUAAAGACGACGCGAUCACUCUGGAAGUUCACGUCACCGCCGAAGCACCCCACGGCGUAUCUUGGGAUUCUAAGAAGCAUACAGGAUAUGUUGGUUUGAAGAAUCAAGGUGCAACUUGUUAUAUGAACUCGUUACUUCAAACACUUUAUUUCACGAAUCAACUCCGCAAAGCUGUAUACAAGAUGCCUACAGAAUCGGACGAUAGUACUAGAUCGGUGGCUUUGGCUUUGCAAAGAGUAUUCUAUGAGUUACAGUUCUGUGAUAAACCAGUUGGUACAAAGAAGUUGACCAAGAGCUUUGGUUGGGAAACCCUUGAUUCUUUCAUGCAACACGAUGUACAAGAGUUCCUUAGGGUUUUAUUGGAUAAAUUAGAAAGUAAAAUGAAGGGCACAUGCGUGGAGGGCACGGUGCCUCGACUGUUCGAGGGCAAGAUGACGUCAUACAUUAAGUGUAAGAACGUUAACGUUUCAAGUACCCGAGUGGAAACAUUCUACGAUAUCCAACUCAAUAUCAAAGGGAAGAAAAAUAUCUACGAAUCGUUCAAAGAUUACAUAAGCACAGAAACGCUAGACGGCGAGAAUAAGUACGACGCUGGCGAGCACGGUCUCCAGGAAGCCGAGAAAGGCGUCAUAUUUGCCACGUUCCCGCCCGUGUUACAUUUACACUUGAUGAGAUUCCAAUACGAUCCCAUUACCGACAGUUCGGUCAAGUUUAAUGACAGAUUUGAAUUCUACGAACGUAUCAAUUUAGAUGCAUAUCUACAGGAGAAACCAGAAACACCGGCUGACUACACCCUCCAUGCGGUAUUAGUUCACUCGGGAGACAACCACGGGGGGCAUUAUGUGGUCUUUAUCAAUCCGAAAGGUGACGGAAAGUGGUGUAAGUUCGACGACGACGUGGUGUCCCGGUGCACGAAACAGGAGGCCAUCGAAUACAACUACGGCGGUCACGACGAGGACAUGACGUUGACCGUUCGCCACUGCACUAACGCCUAUAUGUUGGUUUAUAUCAGGGAUUCACAGUUGAAGACUGUUCUACAAGAAGUAACACAAGCAGACAUACCUACUGAGUUGAGUGAGAGAUUAGCUGAAGAGAAGAGAAUCGAAACCAUUCGUCGCAAAGAGCGGAACGAAGCCCACCUGUAUAUGAACGUGAAUGUAGUAUUGGAGGAAGCUUUCGACGGUCAUCAAGGGAACGAUCUGUACGACCCGGAGCGCGCGCACUACCGCGUGUUCCGCGUCAGGAAGCAGGCCACCGUCUCUGAACUCAUGGAGAUAUUGUCAGAGAACUUUAAGUAUCCACUGCAGCAGCUCCGACCCUGGCCAUUUAGCGCACGCUCUAAUCAGACAUGCAGACCGACCUGCCUAGACAUUUUUAACGAUCAACUCAAGACUGUAGCUGACGUUUCUGAGAACAUGAACCCAUGGAACAUAUUCCUCGAGAUGCUGCCUCCAGAUUCUGGUCUCACAUCAUUGCCUUGGUUCGAUAAGAAGAACGACGUGGUCCUGUUUUUUAAGUAUUAUGAUCCUAAACAGAAGCGCAUACACUACUGCGGACACCAUUAUUUGCCCAUCGCAAGCAAACCUGCCGAUCUUCUACCUAUACUCAAUCAACGUGCAGGAUUCCCACCAGACACUCCACUAGUUCUGUAUGAAGAAAUCAAACCAGACUUUGUUGAAAAAAUCAGUAAUUACAACGAACCUCUAGAAAAGGUAUUGGACGAGCUGAUGGACGGCGACAUCAUUGUGUUCGAACGCGCCGACAACCGACACGACGAGCUGGAGCUGCCCACCUGCCAGGACUACUUCAAGUACAUCUUCUACAAGGUCGAGGUGCAGUUCGUCGAUAAAACGGUGCCCAAUGAUCCGGGAUUCACAAUGGAGCUAUCGAUGCAAAUGCGCUACGAUCAAAUGGCGCGGGCGGUCGGCCAGAGGCUCAACGUGGACCCAUACUUAAUACAGUUCUUUAAGUGUCAAAAUAGCUACAAGGACACCCCAGGACUACCUUUGAGAUACUCAUACGACGGAAUACUUAAGGACUUAUUAGUGUACUGCAAACCAAAAUGCCCUAAGAAAUUGUUCUAUCAGAUAUUAUCUAUUAAAGUAAACGAAUUGGACAACAAGAAGCAAUUCAAAUGUCUAUGGGUUGGUCCAAAUUACAAAGAGGAUAAAGAAUUAAUUUUGUAUCCAAAUAAAGGUGGUAAAGUGUCGGACAUUUUAGAAGAGGCAGCUAAAGUAGUCGAGAUGUCAACCGAGGGCUCAGGCAGGUUAAGGAUCGUGGAGGUGUCGUGUCACAAAGUGCUACCGGGUCCGGACCCCGAGCUCACACUCGACCAGGUCACCAUAUCGCCGCCCAGACUCUACAGAAUAGAGGAGAUACCUAGAGACGAACUGAAUUUACAAGAGGAUGAGAUGCUGGUUCCGUGUGCGCAUUUCUACAAGCAAGUAUACGCGACGUUCGGAAUUCCGUUUUACGCGCGUUUCAAACACAACGAACCGUUCGAAGCUGUCAAAGAUCGCCUACAGAAGAAACUCGACAUACCCGACAAAGAAUGGGAAAAGUACAACUUUGCUGUAGUGACAAACGGCAGACCUAAUUACAUAAGCGAAGGAGCGACAGUGAAUAUCAACGAUUUCAGACUAAGUAGUAAUACGAAUCUGUCGCACCCAGACGCAACGGCGCGGCCCUGGUUCGGGCUCGAGCACAUCAACAAGACGCCGAAGCGAUCCCGCGUCAACUACUUGGAGAAGGCCAUCAAGAUAUACAACUGAGCCGGUCGCUGCGCGCCGCGUCUCCCCGCCGUAACGCCGCACCUACUCCGCUCACAGCCCGGGACACGGCACCGCCCAUAUUCACUUGUAAAGCGACCAGGAUCAUUAUGAAGGCGGCGGAAAAGAGUACGCGUUGUAAUUUUGUGAAACACUUUUUAUUUUUGAUUGCAUAGACGGGUGGACGAGCUCACAGCCCACCUGGCGUUAAAUGGUUACCGGAGCCCAUAGACAUUUACAACG